AUGCCUAUAAUUGUUGGUGGGGCAGGACUAGGUGAAGGUGGAGGAGGAAUAAGUGAAGGUGGUGGAUUGGAAGCAAUAUCUGGUGGCGGUAAUGAAGGUCACGGUGGUGUUAAUAAUGGUGGUGCAUUGGGGGUCUGUGGUGGUGCUGGCGGUGGAUUGGGAGCUGUCUCUGGUUCUGGCAAUGGCGGUGGUUGCACCUCUGGCGGUGGAUUAAUUGGUGGUGGUUGCACUGCUGGCGGUGGAUUGGGAGCUAGCACUGGUUCAUCUGUCGGUGGAUUGGGAGCUGUACCUGGUUCUUCUGGCAAUAGAAGUGGCGGUGGUGGUGGAUUGGGUGCUAGCACUGGUUCAUCUGGCGGUGGUGGUGGAUUCUUUUGUUCUGGUUCUGGGGGUGGAUUGAAAGUUGUCUCUGGUACUGACGGUGGAUUGGAAGUUGACUCUGGCACUGAGGGUGGUGGUGGAUUGGAAGUUGACUCUGGCACUGAGGGUGGUGGUGGAUUGGAAGCUGUCUCUGGUGCUGUUGGUGGUGAACCUGCUUGGAAAAUGUUUAGAAAAAAUAAUGCCAAACUAAGUACUUCAUCAGGUGGCAAUGUUGGGGCUGACGCGGGCGGAGAUGGCAUGGUCAUUUGA
Spinacia oleracea (spinach) is the source of this 627-nucleotide messenger RNA. Its product is annotated as glycine-rich cell wall structural protein 1. The transcript is spliced from 3 exons. The record is from RefSeq and is a predicted model, not a curated record. The coding region runs from base 1 to 627 and encodes 208 amino acids. Lineage: Eukaryota; Viridiplantae; Streptophyta; Magnoliopsida; Caryophyllales; Amaranthaceae.